UCCGCCCCUCUAAGAGAUGCAUUUAUUUUUUCUUCCAUUGCAGAUGUAGGAAUGAGGGUCGGAGCAGACUAUCAAGCUCGCAUCCCUGACUUUGAUCCUGGAGCUACAAAAUACACAGAUAAAGACAAUGGAGGGAUGCUUGUGUGGUCUCCUUAUCAUAGUAUUUCUGAUGCCAAAUUGGAUGAAUACAUUGCUAUAGCAAAGGAAAAACAUGGAUACAAUGUGGAACAGGCACUUGGCAUGUUGUUCUGGCAUAAGCACAACAUUGAGAAAUCCCUUGCAGAUCUCCCGAAUUUUACUCCUUUUCCAGAUGAGUGGACAGUUGAAGAUAAAGUCCUUUUUGAACAAGCUUUCAGUUUCCAUGGAAAAAGCUUUCACAGAAUCCAACAAAUGCUUCCAGACAAGACUAUUGCAAGCCUUGUAAAAUAUUACUAUUCCUGGAAGAAAACACGUUCUAGGACAAGUUUAAUGGACCGCCAGGCUAGAAAGCUAGCUAAUAGAAAUAAUCAAGGUGAUAGCGAUGAUGAUGUUGAAGAACCUCACCCUAUGGAUGGAAAUGAUAGUGAUUAUGAUCCCAAAAAGGAAAGUAAAAAAGAGGGGAAUAACGAGCAGCCUGUGCAGUCCAGCAAAAUAGGAUUAGGUAGAAGAGAAUAUCAAAGUUUGCAACAUCGUCAUCACUCUCAGCGCUCUAAAUGCCGUCCUCCAAAAGGCAUGUACUUAACUCAAGAAGACGUAGUAGCGGUUUCAUGUAGCCCCAAUGCCGCCAAUACACUUCUUAGGCAGCUGGAUAUGGAGUUGAUCUCGCUGAAGCGACAGGUCCAGAAUGCUAAGCAAGUAAACAGUGCACUUAAGCAGAAAAUUGAAGGUGGAAUAGAAGAAUUCAAACCUCCUGAGUCAAAUCAAAAAAUAAAUGCCCGUUGGACAACAGAAGAGCAACUUCUUGCAGUUCAAGGUGUCCGCAAAUAUGGUAAAGAUUUUCAAGCUAUUGCUGAUGUAAUUGGCAAUAAGACUGUUGGUCAAGUGAAGAACUUCUUUGUAAACUACAGGCGUCGGUUUAACUUAGAGGAGGUAUUGCAGGAGUGGGAAGCAGAACAAGGAACCCUGGCUUCUAAUGGUGAUGCUUCUGCUUUAGGGGAGGACACAAAAAAUGCUAAUGUGUCAUCAGGAAAAAGUACAGAUGAAGAAGAUGAGGCCCAGAUCCCACAGACCCCUCAGUGUGUAGGGUCUUCUCCACCAGCCCAGGCAUCUACUCCAACACCAGCAACCCCUGUAACAACUCUGAACCAGCCUCCUCCAUUACUUCGUCCAACCCUUCCGGCUGCUCCAGCUCUUCAUCGUCAGCCUCCACCACUACAGCAACAAGCUCGAUUUAUUCAGCCAAGGCCAACCCUAAACCAGCCCCCUCCACCACUUAUCCGCCCAGCUAAUUCCAUGCCUCCUCGCCUAAACCCAAGACCAGCACUAUCCUCCACUGGCGGUCCACAGCCACCUUCGCUUAUUGGAAUCCAGACAGAAUCACAGUCCCCUCUGCACUAAAGAAGUAGGGCAGAACUAUGGUAAAUAAAAUAGUAUCAGUGUCUAUUUUUCCUCAGCUAAUGAAGAGGUGAAGGGAGGGAAAGCAAGCUUUCCACAGUAUUGAAACUGUCACAAAGAGGAAGGUGGAAGCAGAUAUAUAAUAUGUGAAUGACCUUCUGUGUGAGAGAAACUUCAGUGCAGUAGAUUAUUGCAGAGGAAACCAUGUCUACAAAGUCAGCCUUUUUUACAAAGCUAACUUCUUUUAAAAAAGGAAAAGAAAGAAAGAAAGAAA
This is a messenger RNA of Python bivittatus (Burmese python), 1807 nucleotides long. NCBI's taxonomy places the organism in Eukaryota, Metazoa, Chordata, Lepidosauria, Squamata, Pythonidae. The record is from RefSeq and is a predicted model, not a curated record.